Ostertagia ostertagi is the source of this 744-nucleotide messenger RNA. Lineage: Eukaryota; Metazoa; Nematoda; Chromadorea; Rhabditida; Trichostrongylidae. The record is from the annotation of a GenBank genome assembly.
AUGAGAGCACUCGUUCUCCUCAGUCUUCUUUUCACGGUUUGCGUGAGCGCCGGUCUAGUCGACCUGAAAAAUUCUGCUGAAAGUAUCAAAGGUCUUAUCAAGGAAAGAGUGGUCGACAAGAUUAAAAAUACUGCACACCGCAUUAAAGAGGUCCUCAACAAUAACAUGGCUGCUUUCAAAAAAAGGCUCAGUGGCUUCAAAGAUAAGAUAUUGAAGAAGCUCACCUUGACCAAGGAGCAAAGAGCGGAGCUUUUAGAAAGACUGAAGUUGGUCAAAAGAAGGUCUACUGAUAAAGUGCAACCAAUGGGAGACUCGAUUGAAGAAGUGAACCUACAGAACCAUAUUGCCGGCGCUCUAUUUCAAGGAGAUAUGGUUCUUACGAAGUCAUGUUCAGGGAACAAGAAGACCAAAUUAUCGAAGAUAUCACCAACGACGGUACCCGCGCUAGGAGGCAAGCUCUUCGAGACCCACAAGUACCCUGGUAUGAGAUGGCAUGAAGGUGUCAAAUACUUCUUCGAUUCAAGUGCCAGUCCACAAGUAAAAAGUGUCUUCAAGAAAGCGGCAGCCCAAUGGAUGGCUGACACUUGCAUCGAUUUCAAAGAAGACGAAUCCGCAGAGGAUAGCAUUCGUGUGUACAUGGAGGACGGAUGUUGGUCGUUUGUCGGCAGACUCGGAGGCAUACAGAACCUUUCACUUGGCAAAGGCUGUGAAACGGUGAGGGCUAAAAACCCUGACACUCAGUGA